AUGUCGUCUUCCCCGCACUCGCGGCCCAUCCGGCGACUCCUAGUCGCCAACAGAGGUGAAAUUGCGGUGCGAAUUUUGCAUGCCGCCCGGGAGUUGACCCAUCCAGUUGAGACAUUUGGUCUGUACACAUCGGACGACCGUUCGCACUGCGAAAUAGGACGACCGGAUCAUGCAAUUGAGAUUCCAUCUGCCUCAUCUUACCUGGACAUACCUCUGCUUGUAGACCUUGCCCAGAAGCAUUCUAUCGAUUCUAUCCACCCCGGUUAUGGCUUUCUUAGCGAAAGCGCCGAAUUUUCGUAUCAAAUGUGGCAUGAUGCAGGCGCUAUCGUGAUAGGACCAGGCUGGGAGAACCUCGCUCGCACGGGGAACAAGCUUCAAGCCAAACGCUUAGCAGAGCAAUGCGGUGUGCCGGUCUUGAGAGCUAUGGACCAACCUACUGGGAGCGUUGAUGAGGCACGCACCUUCGCUACGCAGGUUGGUUUCCCCGUUAUGAUUAAAGCUGUUGAUGGAGGUGGCGGUCGCGGUAUUCGCCUUGUACAGGAGGAACAGGAGCUGGAAAAUAGUGUACAGCGUGCUAUUGGCGAGUCACCAUCCCGUACGGUGUUUGUCGAGGAAGCGGCGGUACAUGGGUUCCAUCAUGUCGAGAUCCAAGUCGUCGGUGAUGGUACCGGCCAAGUUCGUCAUCUAUGGGAGCGAGAUUGCAGUGUACAACGCCGCUUUCAGAAAGUUGUGGAGUGUGCCCCGGCUCUAAUGCAGGACCGAGAUUUAAUCAGUCGAGUGAUCGACUCGGCUUUGAAGAUGGCGAGUGAGAUUCGUUACCGAUCUCUAGGUACAUUCGAAUUUCUCGUCAAUGAGCAGUGCGGCGAAUUCUAUUUCCUGGAGGUCAAUCCGCGUCUUCAAGUGGAGCACACCAUUACUGAAUCGAUCAGUGGAAUAGAUCUGGUGCAGACACAACUGCUACUAUCCGAAGGUUACUCCCUAAGUGACCUUGGACUUGGAGCCACAGUCAACGCCAGAGUAUCGCCGCCAGCGAAUUGUUUCUCAAUCCAACUCCGGCUAUGUGCCGAGGAUCCAAGCAAUAAUUUUGCUCUCAGCAUUGGCAAGGUUACUGAAUUUAACGUUCCUACUGGAAACGGGAUUCGGGUAGACUCUAAUGUGGCCGGAAAUAACCCGUUGGUUGUGGGUUCGAGUUUUGACAAUCUCCUCGCCAAGAUUAUCGUCACCGCAUGUAGCUGGGAAGGAACAGUCAGAAAAGCCCAACGUGUCUUGCAUGACACUAGGGUUUCUGGAGUAAAGACGAACAUCAACCUCUUGCGUGGUAUUGUGGCUCAUGCAGAUUUUAUGGCCGGCAAAGUUGACACGCAGUGGCUGGGAUCAAAAUUUAAUGAAGUCGUGGAGAUUGGGGAGAAAGUAUCGAAAGCAAUUCUCAAUAAAGAAGGAUCAACCGGUUCUUCUUCACAGCAACCACUCGCGCAGGGAAGUAUGCCGGCGUCGAGUCUGUUAUUCCGCAAAGGCGAUGCAUGGUCCAUCACGCUGGAAACUCUGUCAAAGGAUGGCUCCAAGCAGACAGAUAAGAUCGCCCACCAUCUUCGUCUUUCUCGGGUGCUUCGCAACGAAUUCCCCACCUCCCUUGCGGCUGAAAUUGAGUACACUACUCCGUCGUCACAGACUGCCGUUCCAUAUCGCAUGCAUCUUGAGACCACUUCGACUGCAGCGUCAGCUCUGGUUUCUUCAUCACACCGACGUGGUGAUCCCAAGAACCCAAGACAUGUAGUCCUUCCUCUCUCUGGAAAACUCAUUGAGAUUUUAGUUGCCGAGGGAGAAGACGUUGCGGAGAACCAAGUGCUUGCGUUCGUGAAGCAGAUGAAGAUGGAGUUGGAAGUAAGAAGUCCUCAUGCAGGGAAGGUCAAGUGGGUAUAUGAGAUGGAAGACGAGGAGGAGGAUGUUGCCGAGGGCAUGCUUCUUGUUGAAUUGGAGGAUGGACCAAGCCGAGCCAACGGCGUGGAACUGAGAGGCAAGCUGUAA
Messenger RNA from Penicillium riverlandense, 2025 nucleotides. Its product is annotated as putative pyruvate carboxylase. Gene Ontology annotation, molecular function: metal ion binding; ATP binding. The transcript has 2 exons. Bases 1 to 2025 code for a protein of 674 amino acids. The record is from RefSeq and is a predicted model, not a curated record. Lineage: Eukaryota; Fungi; Ascomycota; Eurotiomycetes; Eurotiales; Aspergillaceae.